AUGUCAGACAAUGAUAAACAUGGGCGCCCGGACGGAACGUGGGUUGCGCAGUUGGAUAUAUGUAUUGCAAAGGGGGCAGAGAUCCCGGAAGGGGACACACAUCUCCUUGAACGUCUGGCCCUGAAUGAAACGCCCGCAGAUCUGCGCUCAGAGACGUGUCUCACCCUGGCGGCCGACUGGCUGGCUAAGUGCUCACGGGAGCACAUAGAGUGCGGUACAGACAAAGACCAACCAGCCCUUCUUCCCACACGCGUCAUUGACGUCGGCAACUCACUCACACCACCUCAUUUACAUGUCAGCGAGGACGGCGAAACUGAGAAAUGGGUGGCACUGAGCUAUUGCGGCGGCAAGGACUCAGACUUCACUCUCAACGCUUCAUCUUUUAAUAAUCUUCGCAGCGGACAGCCUCUGUCGGACUUCCCGCCUAGUCUACGGGAUGCUGUCCUCGUGACAAGAGCACUAGGAGUUCGUUACUUAUGGGUCGACUCCCUCUGCAUUUUUCAAGAUGAUCCCAACGAUUUGGCGGUCGAAGCUUCGAAAACGAGCCGCGCUUUUAGCAAUGCAGUAGUCACUAUUGCCGCUACGAGUGCGGAAACGGUGAACGACGGGUUUCUGGAUAAACGGGAACCGCAUUAUAACUGCUACUUCCCUUGGCGUCGGUACGAUCACCCCGAUAGCGUCAAAACAUACCCAGUCAUCUUUCGAAGCAGCAAAAGUCCGAUCAACAAGGACCGGCCGAGGGAUUCGCGUUGGGCCACGAGCGGCUGGACGCUCCAGGAGGAGCUCCUGUCGAAACGACUCUUGUAUUAUACAAAAAGAGAGAUGAUCUGGGAAUGCCGCGCUGGGACAGCUACUGAGCCAGCAGAGGAACCCACACCCAAUUCCACCUUGUUCUCAAAAGUAAAACACCUCCCAGCGGGCUCAGGUAAACUCGAAGAUUCCACAAAGUCUGUGGCAGCUACGCACAAAGUUUGGUACGAGCUGCUGCGAGAAUAUGCAAGACGGCAUCUCACAUCCGACAAUGACCAUUUGCUGGCGAUCGGUGCAAUAGCCGAGUCCUUCCACACUCAGUUGAAAGAACAGUAUUGCGCAGGUUUGUGGAGGGGCGAUCUCCUAUUUGGCUUGCUAUGGAGCCUUCACUGUAGCAGUGGUGGCUCAGGACCGCCUGGUAAAAUUCUUCGACGCGCCAUGCUUCGAUUCUUUGGCUACGAUGACAAACAUCCUAGACUACCUGCUAGGACAAUACCGACUGGUGUUUCCAAAAAUCACGGGCCGUCGUGGAGCUGGGUAGGAGCUGACACGUUUGACGGUUUAACCUGGCCCUCGCAGAGUACUGAUACCCUCGACUACCUGGCAAAGGUCGUUGGUGUUGAGGUUCGCGACAAGCUUCACGGCGACUUUGGUCCCGUUGAAGACGCGGUACUAACAUUGGAUGCACCGUAUCGACACCUCUAUUUGAGACUCGGUGGCUAUUCGAAGUCCCUGUGGAAUCCUAUGAAUGUGGUACGGAGGGUCCUGACACGACUCAGUCCGUUGCCAAGGACGAGGAAGUUAGCACAGGUCGCCCUGAUGAGGCCUGACUACCUCGCAUCGACGACGACCGGCGGCUCUGUCAAUGUUUCAAGCAGCAGCACGGAGUUCACACUAGUCCAACUCGCCAAAACGAAUACAGGGACUCAGCCAGUGCUCUAUCUACUCCUUUUACAGCGACAGACGAGAGAAAAAGCCAACAGUGGGGGGCCACAACGUUAUCGCAGAGUUGGGUUGCUGCGGCUUAUGCCUUAUAAGCACGACAAUGAUAACUACAUAGGGGAAGAUAUGACGGAUCUCCUAGAGGGUGCGGCGUAUCGUGAAGUGACCAAAAAGGAAUGGCCUGUUGGGACCUUUAUAAUUGACUGA
This is a messenger RNA of Aspergillus pseudonomiae, 1899 nucleotides long. RefSeq names its product HET domain-containing protein. The transcript has 2 exons. Lineage: Eukaryota; Fungi; Ascomycota; Eurotiomycetes; Eurotiales; Aspergillaceae. Bases 1 to 1899 code for a protein of 632 amino acids. The record is from RefSeq and is a predicted model, not a curated record.